Bolinopsis microptera is the source of this 3065-nucleotide messenger RNA. RefSeq names its product proton-coupled folate transporter-like. The transcript is spliced from 5 exons. Lineage: Eukaryota; Metazoa; Ctenophora; Tentaculata; Lobata; Bolinopsidae. The record is from RefSeq and is a predicted model, not a curated record. Gene Ontology annotation, cellular component: membrane. Gene Ontology annotation, molecular function: transmembrane transporter activity. The coding region runs from base 1027 to 1584 and encodes 185 amino acids. Gene Ontology annotation, biological process: transmembrane transport.
UAACAUUAUUUCUUAGCUGUACUGAAGAACAGAUGGGUGGAUGUGGUAUUGGCUUCCCUGAUUUGAUCUCAUUCAUAACCUUAUUUUCAACCAGUCUGUAUUCUCCCAUUGUUCCUGCUCUGCAAUAUGUAACUCUUGGAGUCGAAAAGUAUGGAAUCGAAAAUGUGACACUCAUUGUUGCAUGCUACAAAGAAAAUGAUACUAAUGUGACGUGUAAAGAUAUUGGAGAUGCCAUUUCCAGUGACAUGUCAUCAUUAACUGUGUAUAUAAAUACUGUAAAAGCUGUCUGUGCUCCAAUCUUUGUGGUUUUGCUUGGUGGAUAUUCUGAUGCAGUGGGCAAAAAGUUUGCUAUCAAUACAGUUCUCUUUGUAAAUAUAGUGUGGUGCAUUGUAAUCCUCUUCAACACAAUAUUUCUUACUGGCUAUCCAUCCUGGAUGUAUGUGCUUGCAAAUGGGUUCAUCCUAGGAGUGAAUGGAGGCUCUACAUUUACUGUCAACAACUUCUUGACUGGUUACCUGUCAAUUACAACACCACCAUCCAAACAAACUGGCAGGUUCAGCCUGCUCUUGGGUUGUGGCCUUCUUGGCUUUGUGCUAGGCCCAGUUACAAGUGGCCUGAUUCUGAGGGUCACAACAAAAUACUGGAUUCUCGGAGCGCUGUCUACGUCAUUGAUGUUCAUUGCUAUGAUAAUUGGAAUUUUCUGUUUGAAACCUAUCGAAAAUAAACCAGAAUUUCAGCUAAUGUUCAGCUGACAGGAUUUUUCGAUACUUUUGUGAAGGCCUUGAAGUUCCAGUAUCAUAAUACCAUUGAUCUAUUCAAGUAUCAGUCUUUCCUUGGAAAGUUUCUUGGUGCUAACUUCAUGUACAUGCUAGGUUCUGUUGGAUUGAUUUCCCCCAUUGUCGUCCUGUCCCAGGUGUACUUACUUGCAGAUCCUUUUAAAUGGACAACGAGCUCUAGAGGUUAUUUUAGUGCAGGUCUGGGUUUGGUCUUGCCCUUCAGAGUGUAAUAACAGUGAGAAUUUUGAAAAUGUUCCACUUCUCCAGACCUGCCAUUGUUAGAGUGGGAGUAUUUAUGGGUUUUGUUGGAACAUUCUUCUUAGCAUUUGCUACAAAUAGCCCUAUCCUACUGAUAGGAGUGGGAUUGAGCUCAUUCAUUGUAAUAACAACCCCAACGAUUCAAUCAAUUAUACUGUCUCUCGUUGAGCCUGAGCAAGUUGGUACUGCUGUCGGUUUCAUGGCAGCCAUGCAAGGCUUUGCUGAAAGUGCUUUAGUUAAUAUCAUCCUGUUGGUUUACAACAAAACUAAACACAUCAUGAAUGGCUUCUGCUUUUUCACUUUAUCCUUUCUUCUUGGUAUUAACCUAGUGAUCGCAAUGUUCUAUACGCAUCCUCAGACUACAAGGGAAGACAGGAACCCUCUGACAACUGAUGAUGAUACCCCUGGCUCCCCUAUUGUCCCCAGUUCUGAUGUUCUCAAAGGGGGUGUACCUAAAGCUUCGACAACUCCUGAUGGAUGUGGACAAAGUGAACGUACUAGUCCUGAUAAUAUAUAUGCUGCAGAUCCUCUACCUGCAUCUGAAGCUUAAAGAUAAAGGCAGCUUUUUGUGAGUCCAUGAGCCAGAUUGCGGACAAUUUAACCCAUCUUAAUUCUGAUUCUUCUGUAAGUUUUAAAUGGAAUUAUUUCUUUUUACCAGUUUUAUCAGUUAUACUGUUUUUAAUGUGAUUAUACUAACGGAAUUGAAUAAUUAAAAAAAGGUUAACAUUUUUUCAUUGUUUUGAACAGCUAAAUUAAUCAUUGCAUUUAUGUUUUUAACUAAAAUUGGUCUUGUUUUAGUUUGUUAUUCGUACGUUUUUAAUUACAGAUACUAAAAGAUUAAUUUUGUUUUUGCUAAAGAUUAAUAUUUGUAUGGUUUUUAUUUUAAAGUUUGUAAUUUUUAUCGAUAUUUGAUUGGUUGUAACUGUUGAUUAUCUUUAUUUUCAAAAUCGGAGCAGUAUUUUCUUUGGCAGUGUGUAAAAUUGGUAUAGGUUAAUAAAUUUGUUGAAGCACCUUACUACUAGAUCUCAAUUAGGAACCGACCGGAUUUUUUUUUCAGAAAAACUUUGAAAACGUUUUGACUUUAAAAAUGUUCGGUCCGAGUCAUUCUCGAUACGUACCUCCCGUAUCGAGAAUAUUCGAAAAUCAUUUCUGAUAAUAACUUUCUACUCUUGUUACUUCUUGUUAAUACUCUGGUUACAACGUACUGCUCAGUGCUCAUGCUUGUUGAUUUUAUAUUUGACCUAUGUCUACUGCUAGGAAAUUAUGGAUUAUAGAUUUCUGAUUUUUAUAAACAGAUUGGUACUUCUAGCUAUCAGAUCAUGGUUGUUUUAAAUUUUUAAAUCGAUAUAUUAUUGUUGAAUCGUUAGAUACUUAUUUUAUUCGUGUGAAAUAAUAAAAUAUCAGCAUUUUUAUUUCUCUAGAUGAUUGUGUCCGUCGUGUAUCCGUGCAAAUGUUAAUAAAUCAUUGAAAACUUGGGCUAUCCCAGCAAUCCAAUUAUAGUCUAGAUCGAUGGAACCAUUUUGGGGGUUCCAAUAUGGUUGAUCAUGGAACUUGAUUUUAUGACGUUUCCUUAAAGAGGAGAGUAAGAUCUUUAUCUUGAUCCUAACACACGCAAGAGUUCAGCUCAUAUAAUAUUAAUGUGUAAUUCUAACACACACAAGAAUGAAGAAUUUUAACGAAAAUCCCUACUCCUCCCACAUUUCUGAUAGGGUUGCACUGAAACUUGGCAGGUACAAAUUAAACAUUAUUUAGAGAAGAAUUUUCUGGCCAAAAUAUUAAAGGCCUUUAAAAUGAAAAAAUGUAAAAUCAACUGUGACAGAAGUCAUAGAAAGGAGGCUAUGGUUCAUUACUAAGAGUGUGUGAUCGUAUUAUAUGUGCGACCAGCCUGCCACUUAUUGCAGUUGUUGGGGCCAAGCUGAUUGUCAGACUGAUUAUGUAGACAAUUGGAUGUAUUGGUUACCCCUGAUUGUUGUCAUCAGUCACCUCUACAUGUAACUGCAUUUUGGUUGAUUUGUAAUACAAAUUUCGUUC